Molecule: messenger RNA, 2412 nt
Organism: Mesorhabditis spiculigera
Lineage: Eukaryota; Metazoa; Nematoda; Chromadorea; Rhabditida; Rhabditidae
Source: the annotation of a GenBank genome assembly
AUGCCUGCCAACAAGUCGCGUGGAAGAAGCCCGCUCGUCCUCGAGCACCGAGCGCGCCUCGUCGAACAGGCCGUCAAGGCCGAACACCCUCCGCCCGCCGAAGGCGAGAAGAGUGGUGGGAAAGUGCCGCCGCGCGGCCGUUCGUCAUCCGCCGACCGCGCGAAAAGCCCCAACAACCUCGACGUAGGGCUUCUAUUAGUGCGGGCAAAAUACCUGCCGUGUUUAGAUUGUUCUCGACCACCGUGCCCCCUCGUCGAGGCCGCCCAGGCCGAACACCAGCCGCCCGCUGAGGGCCACAAGCGAGCGGAGGAAGCGCCGGAGGCCGCAGCUGCCGCAGCGAGCCGAUCUCCAUCUACUGGCCGCUCCAAAAGCCCCAACAACCUGCAAAUCGUCCUCGAGCACCACGGGCGCCUCCUCGAACAGGCCGCCAAGGCCCCUGAAGGCGACAAGGAUGAUAGGAAAGUGCCGUCCCGCGGCCCUUCGCCAGCUGCCGACCGCGCGAAGAGCCCGAACAAUAUGGAGAUCGUCCUCGAGCACCACGGGCGGCUCCUCGAACAAGUGGCCCGUGAUGAUCGCGACCGUCGCGCCCCCACCCCGGAGGAAUUUCUGUUCCGUAGCAGCCGACCGAUAUCCUUUUUUCAUCAUUUACAUGUCGCUUUCCAGAAGGGAGACCGUGUUCUCUCUGUGUUGACCGGCAACCUGCGAGGAAAGCCAAGCCCGCCGUACCUCUACAAGAUCGGAAAAAGUCAAGAGCUCACCCGCGUCCAGGAGCGCCGGCUCUUGGUGCGGAUUCCGGAUGUGUUGGAGAAGACGCUGGAAGAGCUCUGCAUCUGCUGUGACGCCACCGACAUCUACAUUGCCAAGGGGCCGCUGAAGCUUUGCAGGAAGUGCUGGGACUCGGUCCGGGGUUGGACAGGAGUCCUCCACCGCUGCGAUCCCAACGAGCCGUCGCACCAGGAAAACGCCAACAACCCGUUCUCGACGCUCAAAGGGGACAACUGCCUGGAGUGCAAGACCCGGCGCGCUGUGCAACACGGAUGGUCGCCGAUUCGAAUCGGUCAUAUUGGUGCCGUCAACACGAUGCCGAACUACGAAAAAGUGCUCGAGCUGUCCCGCCAGGAGCUGCUGGCCGACGGGACGUUUGGAGAUGAUUUUGAUGUCGAAGUAAUCAACAAGAACGGCUGCGGUGAUGCGUUCGAAGGGGUGGCUGCGGCUGCCGAUAUGUACCACGUCGACAAAGUGAUGGCAUUCCUCGGGCCCUACUGUAAUUCUGAAAUGGUCCCCGUCGCCACGAUGGCAGCCUACUGGAACAAGCCGAUCAUCGCCUACAUGGCCACCUCGAACGCGCUGGCCGACAAGAAGAUCUACAAGACGUUGGCCAGAGUCUCAAUCCGGACGAUCAACACCCAGGCCGAGGCCACCGGCGCGUUCAUUCGUCACUAUAAAUGGCGAAAAGUGGCUUUUGUGACGAAUGCUGGGGCGGCAGCGUAUGAAAAGAUUGUCGCCUUCGAGAAGGUCUUCCGCCGCAUGGGCGUCAACGUCGUCAAGAAGAUCGUUUUCGACGAGACGGCCACCGCCCAGGACAUGAUCAGCAGCGGCCAGAUCGACGAGAUCAAGACGACCAGCAGAAUCGUUAUCGCGCUGUUCUCCUCGGUUCGUGACCUCACCACCGAAUUCCGCAAGGCUACGGAAGCGUCCGGGCUGUCCACCUCGGAAUACGUUUUCGUCUUCCCCUCAAUCCAGGAAGGAGCUAAUGGGGCAUCUCCAUUUGUUGGAUCCUCAAACGACAUGCUCGACGCGGUCAAGAAGAAUUAUGCUAAUUGCAUUCUGAUCGAUGACGUCAACGGAUUCGACGAUCGUUUGAUGACGCCCUUCUUGGAGCGUUUGUCUGCGAUUGGGCUCGGAGCUGAGGAUAUCGAUUUGAAAAACAUCUACGGCUACAUCUCGCUCUACGACUCCAUGAAGAUUUUCGGGCUCGCUGGGCGCCGUGUGCUGGAGGCGACCAAGAAUUUCUCGGAGAUCACCAACGGCAAGCGAAUGUUUGAUACGAUGAGGAGGAUGACGUUCUCGGGGAUGGCCAGCGUGGCUGGAAGCGGCUCCGGAACUGUACUGCUUGAUGACCAGGCGGAGAGGUUGCCGUUUUAUAGCGCCUUCUACGUCUCAGCCGAACGUAAUCGUGUCCUCUCCAUCUGCAACAUCACCCCCUCCCUGAUGCCUGCUUCAAAAUGUUCAAAAGAAGAGGACAACCCCGGCUGCGUAGACAUCGUCAGUAGUCCGCUCGGCUACAAACUACAACCGCAGUCGCCCACCAAAGACACUUUUCAAGUAUCGGAUGUGCAAUCUGGGUUCUGGAAUUCCGUCGGAGGACAAAUGCCGAUUGAUGAGCCGGCCUGUGGAUUCCGAGGGGAAAAG